GGAAUAUGUUUCUUUUCAUUUUAUUCAUGAAUUAAUUAUGAUUUUUCAAUACAAAAUCGUAAUUUUGACAAAAUCAAUGCCAAAGAUUAUUCGUUCAACAAUUCAUGGGCAGGCGGGAAGUUUAUAAUUUGUUAUUAGGUCGUCGUCAUGGCACCGCUUUACAAACAAUACAUUAACAACAGUUCUCAUCCGUGAUAAAGAAGUCAAAAAUCAUGAAGUUAAAAAUAUCAACUUUCAAGGAACCCAAACAUACGGGUGUUGUAGUUUGUGUUAAUUGGAAUAAUACAGAAGAUGUCUUCUCUUGUGGAGAUGACCACAAACUUCUAAAAUGGAAUUUGGUGAAUAGCGAAUGUAUAGUCGUAACAACUUUCGCCGAUGAUUUUUAUCCGACUGGAAUGCAUUUGUUUCCGAAAAUCAAUGUUGGUGGUAACAAGCAUCAGCAUGACGUGAUUCUUAUAUCAACUGCAGAUGGCAAGUUCCACAUUGUGAACCACAAUGGUCGUAUAGAAAAAACAGUGAAUGCGCAUCAAGGAGCAUGUCUUACCGCACAAUGGAGUCCCGAUGGAGCUGGACUAUUAUCAGCUGGUGAAGAUGGUUUUGUCAAGGUUUGGUCUCGUAAUGGACUGCUGCGUUCUACAAUAGUCCAAUCAGAUAUGCCAUGUUUCAAUGCAGUAUGGAGCCCCGAUAGCAGUGCCAUAUUACAUACUAAAGGAAAUUUCCUUGUGAUAAAACAAUUGAAUUCAAGUAAUAAGAUCACAAAAUGGAAAGCCCACGACGGUCUUAUCUUGUGUACUGCUUGGAACGCAAACAACAACUUGAUCUUAUCUGGUUCCGAAGAUGGUUUCUCGAAGAUUUGGGACACAUUUGGCCAACAAAUAUCAGUGAGUGUGAAACAUGAUCAGCCCAUAACUAGUGUUAGCUGGUCUCCCGCUGGGGAUAUGUUCGUAGUUGGAAGUUACAACCUUAUCCGUCUCUGUAAUGCUAAUGGGUGGUCUCACUGCUUAGACCGACCGUCAACGGGCAGUAUCUAUAACGUAGCAUGGUCGUCCGAUGGGACGCAAUUAGCAGCAGCAUGUGCCAAUGGGCACGUACUAUUUGCUCAUAUUAUUGAUCGCGAAUACACUUGGAAAAACUACGCUUGCAACCAAGUAGGUCGUAAAGUGAUCGCAAUAAGAGACAUUAUAACCGACCAGAACGAUCAGUUAGACUAUCCAGAUCGGGUCAUCCAAAUUGCUUUGGGGUUCAACCAUUUAGUUACUGCUACGGUAAAACAGUGCUUCAUACAUAAGCUGACGUCAUGGAAUACUCCGGUUACUUUUGAUCUCAAAGAAGGUACCAUCAGCAUGAUACUGUUAGCUGAAAGAUGUAUAUGUAUUGUAGAAAGAGCUGGGCUCUCUGUGUAUAGCUAUAUGGGUCGUCUUCUUGCGAGCCCACGCUGGGGUGCGAGGCCUGAGACUUUGGGACGAGCUGGUGUAUCUCUAGGACCGGAUGCCUUGGCUGCCAUUGAUCAAGUUGAUCGAAAAUUGAUCCAUGUUUUCGAUCUACCAACGGGACUGAUAGUCCGUAGUUCAGCAGACAAUACAGUCACAAAGCUGACCCAUAAGAUGACCGUAUCCAGUAUCGCUCUCAGUCAAACAGGUCCAAUAUCAGAGAGACAACUCGCCUUGUUAGACUACAACAGAGAUUUGUACGUCGUCACUGUCAAGGAUAGCAAGCCCAAAUUUGUAAAACUAGGAUCCCAAAUUCUCAGCAUUUGUUGGAGUUACGAAACUGAGUUGUUAGUGGGUUUGCGAGCCAGUUCAGUGGUGGCGUGGUGCUGCCCCCGAGCUGCGUUACAACCAGAUUGGCUUGCUCUUACUACAGUGAGCAAAGAUGUUGUGGAUUUAGGCAGAAAUCCUUCAAUUAUAAGCGUCGAAGAUGGUGUGGCUCACAUCUGCCGCGGCAAUGGUUCCAUAUUGCAUUUGUCCAUUGCUGCCUUCCCUGAGAAGUUGUUGAAACAUGUAGUGGCCAAUAUGUGGCAACCAGCUCUUCAGCUAUGCCGCACCGUGGAAGAUGAAACUCUUUGGGCAUGUCUUGCGGUUUUGGCGUGGCAGCAACACCAGUUAGCAGUCGCAGAAGAGGCUUUUGCGUUGAUUCGACAAUAUCCCCAAGUGUGUUAUAUACAGCAUCUUCGAAGCAAUAUUCCUGAGAAAUUAUCAACAAAUUAAUUUUAAUUUCCAUUGCCUCGUUGAAUGUGUAUGUCGACAUGGAAUUUUACUGAAAUCACCUACUUCGUGAGUGAUUUAUUUUUUCUAUUUGUAAUCUGAAUAAUAACUUUACUAUGUUGUUCAAUAAAUAAUAUAUAACUGCAAU
This is a messenger RNA of Trichoplusia ni (cabbage looper), 2352 nucleotides long. It is a transcript of the gene Oseg5, whose product is annotated as intraflagellar transport protein 80 homolog. Lineage: Eukaryota; Metazoa; Arthropoda; Insecta; Lepidoptera; Noctuidae. Gene Ontology annotation, cellular component: cilium; centrosome; intraciliary transport particle B. Gene Ontology annotation, molecular function: protein binding. The transcript is spliced from 14 exons. Bases 213 to 2207 code for a protein of 664 amino acids. Gene Ontology annotation, biological process: cilium assembly. The record is from RefSeq and is a predicted model, not a curated record.